CUUUAUAAGAGAAGCCCUUUGAUUUCAUUCCCAAGCAUACUCGUACUCAACCGUUUGUGCCUCAACAAGACUCGCUCCUACUCACCGCUCAACCAAGGCAGUCAUGGAGUCCGGUCUUAGGAACCUCCACUUUGUUCUCAUCCCGUGGCUGGGCAUGAGCCACACGAUUCCCAUGAUCGACAUCGGCCGCCUGCUCGCCGAGCGUGGCGUGACCGUCACCGUCGUGAUGACGCGGGACGGUGCCGCUCGACUGAGCCCGACCAUCGCCCAAAUCGCCAGCUCGGGUCUUCCCAUCCGCUUCGCCACCCUCCCCUUACCCUCGGUGGAGGUGGGCCUCCCGGAGGGCUGCGAGACCGGCGACAGCCUACCCUCCAUGGACUUGAUGCCCAACCUCUACCGCGGAUCCAAGUUUCUGCGGCAGCCCCUGGAGGAGCUGCUUCGAGAGCAGACGAUCGCCCCGAGCUGCAUCAUCUGUGGCGCGUGCUACCCGUGGACUCCGGAGGUUGCUCGCGAGCUCGGCAUUCCAUGCUUCAUCUUCCAAGGCUUUGGCUCCUUCGCACUUCUUUGCAUGCACAACCUCUACUGUUACAGGACCCAUGAGCGCGCGUCGUCCCCGACCGAGCCCUUCGUGCUCCCAGGCUUGCCAUUUCAUUUCGAGAUCGCCAGGCAGCAACUACCACUUCAAUUCCAGUUGCUGCCUCGUUUCACGGAGAUGUGCAAUGAAGUACGAGAGGGCGAACUCGCCAUGGACGGUGUCCUCGUCAACAGUGUCGACGAAUUGGAGCCAGGAUAUGCCGAGCGCUUAGCGGCGGCCUCCGGGAAGAAGGUGUGCACCAUCGGACCGGUGUCGCUGUGUUAUAGAUCAGGGAGGUUGGACAUGGCUAAUAGGGGUAAGAAGCUGUCAGUGGAUGCAAGCCGAUGCUUAGAUUGGCUUGAUUCGAUGAAGCCACGGUCCGUGAUCUACGUCAGUUUCGGUAGCGUCGGCAGCUUCGCACCCGCACAACUGAUGGAGCUCGGCUACGGUCUGCUCGCCUCAAACAGGCCAUUCAUCUGGGUCAUCAAUGGCCUGGAAAGGUUUCCGGGCGCAGUAGACCAAUGGCUGCAAGAGAAGCUCGAGAAAGAAGGUGACUCAAAGUGUCUCUUGAUCAGGGGGUGGGCGCCGCAGGUGAUGAUCCUGUCGCACCCGGCGGUGGGUGGUUUCUUGACGCACUGCGGGUGGAACUCGACGCUGGAGAGCGCGAGUGCGGGCGUACCGAUGGCGACAUGGCCGCUCUUCUCGGAGCAAUUCCUCAACGAGAAGUUGAUCGUGGAUGUGCUCGGGAUCGGAGUCGCGGUGGGCGUCAAGACCUCCAUGCAGCAGAUGAGGCAAUCGCCGGAAGAGGGAGCGCGGAUCUCGAGGGAGGAAGUCGCUAAGGCCGUGGAGAGGUUGAUGGACGGAGGGCAGGAGGGAGAAGAGAGGAGAAGGAGAGCUGAAGAAUUUGGAGAGAAGGCACGGAAAGCGAUGAUGGAGGGAGGUUCUUCGUAUGAGAACGUGACACGAUUGAUUGAAUUGGUGGCAACAAAAGCGAAGGAAUAGGAGAUGAAUGUAUGACUUGUUUUCGGCCAGUAAAAAUGUAGCACACGCCAUGCGUCAGAAAUUGUUUGGCGAAAUAAAUGAUAUCAUCACUUGGCUUCUUCAUAUUAGGUGAAAUUGGACGAAUACCUUUACAUCUUCAUAGUUCCCUGACAAUGAUCAAUCUGUCAAAGUACACAUGAAUCAAUAGAUCAUCUUUUUGAUCUUUUA
Molecule: messenger RNA, 1783 nt
Organism: Musa acuminata AAA Group (dessert banana)
Lineage: Eukaryota; Viridiplantae; Streptophyta; Magnoliopsida; Zingiberales; Musaceae
Product: UDP-glycosyltransferase 73D1-like
Exons: 1
Coding region: 104-1576 (490 amino acids)
Molecular function (GO): UDP-glucosyltransferase activity
Source: RefSeq, a predicted model, not a curated record